Molecule: messenger RNA, 5694 nt
Organism: Notolabrus celidotus (New Zealand spotty)
Lineage: Eukaryota; Metazoa; Chordata; Actinopteri; Labriformes; Labridae
Gene: epha3
Product: eph receptor A3
Exons: 18
Coding region: 48-3008 (986 amino acids)
Biological process (GO): axon guidance; cell surface receptor protein tyrosine kinase signaling pathway; protein phosphorylation
Cellular component (GO): neuron projection; plasma membrane
Molecular function (GO): transmembrane-ephrin receptor activity; ATP binding; protein binding
Source: RefSeq, a predicted model, not a curated record
AGAUCAGUCAGUGGCUUCAUGGAGUUAUGUACCUCUGAUCCGCCGCCAUGGAUUGCAAUCCGCGAUCACUUCUACUCAUUUUACCUCUUUUAUUGUCCUGCGUUAUUCCUGCGUUUCCCAUCAUCUACCCCCCGAAUGAAGUGAACCUGUUAGACUCUAAAGCCAGCCAGGGGGAGUUAGGAUGGAUUUCCUACCCAUCACAUGGGUGGGAGGAGAUCAGCGGGGUCGAUGAGCACUACACUCCCAUCAGGACCUUCCAGGUGUGCAACGUGAUGGAGUACAGCCAGAACAACUGGCUUCGCACCAACUGGAUCCCUCGCCAGUCUGCUCAGAAGAUCUACGUGGAGCUGAAGUUCACCCUGAGGGACUGCAACUCCAUCCCGUUGGUGCUGGGCACCUGCAAGGAGACCUUCAACCUCCUCUACCUGGAAGCAGAUGACGACCAGGGCAGCCACUUCAGAGAGCACCAGUUCUCAAAGAUCGAUACCAUUGCAGCUGAUGAGAGUUUUACCCAAAUGGACCUGGGAGAUCGUAUCCUCAAGCUCAAUACUGAGGUGCGCGAGGUUGGUCCUAUGACCAAGAAGGGCUUCUACCUGGCGUUCCAGGACGUGGGCGCUUGCGUAGCUUUGGUUUCAGUGAGGGUGUACUUCAAGAAGUGCCCUAACACGGUGAGGAAUCUGGCCUCCUUCCCUGAUACAGUGCCAAUGGACUCCCAGUCACUAGUGGAGGUCAAAGGCUUAUGUGUCAAUCACUCCAAAGAGGAGGAGCCUCCACGAAUGUACUGCAGUACGGAGGGGGAGUGGCUCGUUCCUAUUGGGAAGUGUCUAUGCAACCCAGGAUACGAGGAAAGAAGCAACACCUGCCAAAUGUGCAGGGCGGGCUUCUACAAAUCUGCGCUUGGAAAUACAGAGUGUUCCAAGUGUCCACCUCACAGUUUCUCUCACCAUGAGGGCUCGCUGCACUGUGGCUGUGAGAAGAACUUCUUCCGUGCUGAGGGAGACCCUGCCUCCAUGGCCUGCACCCGCCCUCCAUCAGCUCCUCGAAAUGUGAUCUCCUCCAUCAAUGAGACUUCAGUCAUCCUGGAGUGGAGCUGGCCAGAGGACAGCGGCGGGCGCAAAGACAUCACCUUCACCGUCCUCUGCAAACGCUGCCGUGGGGUCUCUGCUAACGGCAGCAACGCUGGGACCCUGCGCUGUGAACCUUGCCGGAGCAACGUCCGCUUCCUGCCGAGAGCCGCGGGCCUUCACAACACCACAGUGACUGUAGGGGAUCUACUGGCUCACACCAACUACACGUUUGAGAUCGAGGCACAGAACGGAGUGUCCUCGCUGGCACCCAAAAUGAGGCAGUACGCCGCUGUCACCAUCACUACCAACCAAGCUGCCCCCUCCCCGGUAACAGUUAUCAAAAAGGAGAAGACGUCUCGAAACAGCGUGUCCCUGUCCUGGCAUGAGCCGGAGAGACCCAACGGCAUUAUCCUCGACUAUGAGAUCAAGUACUACGAAAAGGAGGAGCAGGAGACCAGCUAUACCAUCCUGCGUGCUCGGGGUUGUAAUGUGACUCUGAAUGGUCUGAAGCCCAACACUGCCUACCUGCUGCAGAUCAGAGCGCGCACAGCUGCAGGAUAUGGAGCCAGCAGCCCCAGUUUCCAGUUUGAGACCAGCCCUGACUCUGCCUUUUCCAUCUCCAGUGAGAGCAGCCAAGUCGUUCUGAUUGCCAUCUCCUCAGCUGUGGCCAUCAUCCUGCUCACUGUGCUUCUCUACGUGCUGAUUGGCAGGUUUUGUUGCCACAGCAAAUCCAAACAUCCUGAUGAGAAAAGGCUGCACUUUGGAAAUGGCCACUUGCGUUUGCCAGGGAUCAGAACCUACGUGGACCCCCACACCUAUGAAGACCCCAGCCAGGCUGUGCAUGAGUUUGCCAAGGAGCUGGACGCUUCCUGCAUCGCCAUCGAUAAAGUAGUGGGAGCAGGUGAAUUUGGUGAGGUGUGCAGUGGGCGCCUGAAGCUUCCCAGCAAGAAGGAGAUCUGUGUGGCCAUCAAGACUCUGAAAGGAGGAUACACUGACAAACAGAGGCGUGACUUUCUUGCAGAGGCAUCAAUCAUGGGACAGUUUGAUCACCCCAACAUCAUCAGACUGGAGGGAGUGGUGACACGCAGUAAACCCGUCAUGAUCGUCACGGAAUACAUGGAGAAUGGAUCAUUGGACAGUUUCUUGAGAAAACAUGAUGCACAGUUUACAGGCAUCCAGUUGGUUGGUAUGCUGCGUGGCAUCGCCUCAGGCAUGAAGUAUCUCUCAGACAUGGGUUAUGUUCACCGGGACCUGGCAGCUCGGAACAUCCUGGUCAACAGCAACUUGGUGUGUAAAGUGUCAGAUUUCGGACUGUCGCGAGUCCUGGAGGACGACCCAGAGGCUGCCUACACCACCAGGGGAGGAAAGAUCCCCAUCCGGUGGACAGCUCCAGAAGCUAUCGCCUACCGGAAGUUUACAUCAGCCAGCGAUGCCUGGAGUUAUGGCAUCGUACUCUGGGAAGUGAUGUCAUAUGGGGAACGGCCAUACUGGGAGAUGUCAAAUCAGGACGUAAUUAAAGCUGUAGAUGAGGGGUACCGCCUCCCCCCACCCAUGGACUGCCCUGCCACCCUCUACCAACUGAUGCUGGACUGCUGGCAGAAAGAGAGGAACAAUCGACCUAAGUUUGAACAGAUCGUCAGCAUCUUGGAUAAACUCAUCCGAAACCCUGGUAGCCUCAAAAUAACAGCCAACACAACUUCAAGGCCGGCAAACUUGUUGUUGGACAGGAGCAGUGCAGAGGUUCCCUCCAUGGGGACAAUGGGUGACUGGAUGGAUGGAAUGAGAACCUUACCCUGCAAGGAGGCCUUUUCUGGGGUCAGCUACAGCUCCUGUGACACUCUGGCCAAGACCUCCACAGAUAGAGUGGUUCUGACGGAGGUCCACGUCACACCGGCCACUUGCCCAGAAUGGGAGCCAUCCAUGGGAAUCACCACUCUCUAACACCCAGCUCCUCCUCCUCAGGCUCUGGAUGGGAUCUGAAGAAGGUUGGAGUGACUAUCGUAGCACCGCAGAAGAAGAUCGUGAGCAGCCUCAAAGCCCUUGAUUCUCACACCAAGAACGGCCCAGUACCUGUUUAGAAAAUGAACCCAACGAAUACAAACGCCAGAGACCUGCCUGUCGGUGUGGUUGCUGAUCACAGUCUAACACGGUGACUUUAAACUUAAACUGGAAAGGAAUGGAAAUGGAGGGGGGGGAAUUAAAUGGUUCAAAUGAGGGCUGUCAACGUUUUGUUGAAAGACAAUAUCAAGGUCUGAUGGAAAGAAAAGGGAAGAGUUUAGUGUGGACCUGCCAGCGGGUAAAGCUGUCAACUCUUCAACCCUCCAUCCCUCCAUGCCCAAGUUGAGAUGCCUUACAGACAAAAAAUGAGGGUAAAGAGGGCAAAGUUUAUCUAAGGGGGUCAGUGAGACCUGAUCUGGACUGCGACAUAAGGCGAGGACUGGACUAACAAAAAGCCGGAGCUCUCCAAAAUUAGCCUAGCAGGAAAGGAAAGUCUUCCUUUUACGGCUAAAAGGGGACGGGCAUGCUCACAGUCUCCUCCCACCACGCCUGACCGGCAACCUACGGAACAAGGAGGUGAAAUAGCUAAGAUGCCUUGCAGGUCGAGCAUGGCACAUAGCAGUACCUCACCCAGAUGUGGACCCUUCCUGGACUUACGAGGUCUGAGGCAUGAGAUGUUGUAACUACCUACAUUUGCUGUCUCUGCGGACACACCAAGAUGACAACCGAGCCAUUUAACUCUGUAGCUCUAACCUAUAGCAUUUGCAUUCAGUAGACAUGUCACAUAAAAGCAAUAAUCAUGAUUAUCAGUUAAUUUGUCUCAUUGUAUGGAAGCUGUAAGUCUGUCACAUGUACAAUGUAUUAAAUACUCUGGAGGUGCAGGGGCCAUAACACACUUCACACACAGAACUGUCUUUACUGGGACAUCUUUGCUCUGUUGGCUUAUGACCUGAUAUUGUACAGUUACAUUGCUGUUUCCUCAUGCCCUCUGUGUGAAAUCUCAGGAUGUAUACAUUAUUUAAUUUUACAAGUUGAAAAGAGAUAGAGAGAACAGAGCAGCGAAGGAUGAGAAGACAAAAAUUGGGAAACUGAUAGAGAGGUAUUCAUAAAAGGGAAAAGAGAACAUGAACGAGAGGUGUCAUGCAGACCUCUUCUUUUCGAUGCUCCUGAUGUGUUGUGGAAGUGUUUUAACCUUGAAGUGAGUCUAAACAUGACCUUCUUCUUCAGGUAGGACAGGCUUAUCGAGCCAACACAACAUCAGGUAUCAUGGCAUAUAUGGAUUUGUGUACAGGAAAGGGAAGGUUGAGAACAACAAGCUGAUGUAAGGAUGUCUUAGUCCCUUUGUUUUGCCAGCAUUGAUAACUUAUUAACAAAAGCAUACAUUUAAUAUAAUAAAGAUCUUUGUUUUAGUGUAAAUUUAGUUCCUUAUCUUUAAAUCCUGGUGUGUGUAAUGCAAAAAGUAGAGUGCCUCCUGUAGCUGGGUUGGAUCGCGGUGGGAUCCCAAAGCAAAAAGGUCCAGUUUUACCUUAUUUUCAGCAAAGUCGUGGUCUUCUCUUAUGUUCUCAAAAGAGCAUGAGGUUUUUCAUCACUGCCCUAAACUAGCAAGGUGUGAACAUGCCCUGAGAAACAUGCAACACUUUCAUAAAUGAUUGCUUUCUGAGAUGGUAUCUUAGUACAUCAUAUGUCAAGGUUGGGUUCUCCUAAAGGCACCCCGUAAAGAAAAAAAUCUUUGUUCUAUGAAGUACAGACCUAAAGAUGUUUGUUUCCUUCUUUCAUGUCACCCAGUCUAACCCCCAGCCCCAACAUCUAUCCAGUAUUUCUAAACUGGCACUUUGGUACUUUGGUGUUGUUGGUUUGGAUACCUUCAAGUUCCUUCCAAGCACUUGCUGUGGUACAAAAUAUUAGAGCACUUUGAAAUGGAACUGUUUUUUGCCGUGGCCAUAGAUCAAAGCUUGUCUACCAGACACUGGUGAUGUUGGUGCUUUUGGGAAACCCAGCCCUGUUCAGUGUGUCAGUCCUCUGUUACUUGGUCUACCUGUGGAUGCUGCUGUUGCUGCUAUGUGUUCCAAUUAGCAUGUACAUAAUGUAAACCAUCAUAAUGAUAGCAACUAGCACUACAGAUCCCACUAUAUGUACAUGGCCAUCCUUCUUUGUACAAAUGUUUGUAUGUAUAAAAGAAUAAAUAAAAAUUGUGCAACAUUUUUAAUUAAAAAAGAGACAAAAAUCAUCUGUAUUAUAUUUUAUCUUAUUUUGAAUUUUAUUUGUCUGCUUUGUUUUUUUUCUUUUCUACAAUAAAAAGGCAAUUAUGACAUUAUUAUUUAUUUGUUAACAUUAUACAGCGCAAUGUUGAUGUUUUUUGUAGCAUACAGUAAAUUAUGUGUCAGUGUUAUCUGUGUUUUGGUUUUUGACUUACUUUAUAAACCUGGGACAUCUGAGAGAGCAAUACUGUUAUGCACCCUUUAUCCAGAUCCCUCAUUUUUUGUCUCAAGACUGACUCGUGUGUCUGUGUGAGAGUUUACGUGUGCAAAUGUAGAUGGCCUUGUCUACUAAUGUAAAAUGAUUUGUAGUGGAAACAUUUAUAUUUUUAUAAUAAAUAUUGGCAAAAUAUUUUCCAAAAAAUGGAUGAUGA